This is a messenger RNA of Diorhabda carinulata, 11272 nucleotides long. Its product is annotated as E3 ubiquitin-protein ligase TRIM17. Bases 284 to 1912 code for a protein of 542 amino acids. Gene Ontology annotation, biological process: protein peptidyl-prolyl isomerization. Lineage: Eukaryota; Metazoa; Arthropoda; Insecta; Coleoptera; Chrysomelidae. The transcript has 2 exons. Gene Ontology annotation, molecular function: zinc ion binding; peptidyl-prolyl cis-trans isomerase activity. The record is from RefSeq and is a predicted model, not a curated record.
AUUGAAAUUUGACGGAACGGGAAUGUCAGUCGUCAACAUGAUGUGGCAUAUCGUAAAACGGCCACUGUAAUUUUAAGUUUUUUUCGUAAUUCUGCCGAUAUUCUCGGCACGAAAUAAUUAUGUAAUUAAGAUUCGCAUGGUAAAUAAUCGUCUGCCGUACCGAAUAUACGCAUAUAGUACAAAAACGCGAAAACUCGAAAGUUUUUAAUUAACGACCAAAACACGUAUCGUUUAAUCGGAUUUACUAAAAGGCUGUGUUACACAUCGUAAAAUAUAUAACGAAAUGGAAUCCGUAGUACCAGAAUUCGAAGAAUUAAUGUUAUGCGGAUAUUGUAAGCAAAAGUUCAACGAAACCGACCAAAGUCCGAAAUUGUUGUCCUGCAAACAUUAUUUUUGUUUGCAAUGCAUGCGCACGAAUCUGACCAAAGGCCAGGAACUGUACUGCGUACAUUGUUGGAAGAGAACCGAAAUCGGCGAACUAGGACCGGAAUCCCUGCCGACUUACAACCCCGUAUUGUGUCUAACCAAGAAUUUUUCCCAAUUGAAAUUGGGCGUGAAACCGCCGGAUAAAAAAGUGAUAUCGGAAAAUUGUCACACGCACGCCAUGCCUUUGGCGUUGUGGUGUCACACGUGUUGCUCGCCGGUAUGUCGCGCAUGCGCCACCACCACCGACCACUCCUCGCACCAAAUCAAAUCGCAAAACGAAGCUAAAGAUCAGCUAAUCGCCGAAUUACAAAUCGAUCUCGCAUCGAUGAACAAAAUGUUAUCCGAGAUACAAAGACUUAUAAUGCAACAGCGCGAAUUCUUACUUAAAAUAUUGGAGGCUUGCGUCACGUUGAAGACGUACGUCGAAGCGGAACUCACCAAUAACGUAUCGCAUUUCGAAUUGACCGACACCAGGGACACUUUGGCGAAAUUGCGCUUGAAUUUAUCGAUGGCGGAAAGUCUUUCGGACGUCCACAAUUUGUAUUCGAGCGUCAAUAUCGAAAAGCAACGUCUCCAACUCCGCUACCAGGAGAUGUACCUCCAAUGCCAACUCGACGAUCUCAUCAGGAAUUCGAGCGUCAUAUUCGAUUUCCAAUUGUUGAAACAAGCGCUUAGUAAUAUACAUAACGGCGAAACGAUCUAUCCAGGAAAUUCUCGAAUACUUCCCGCCUCCCAACAAAAUCCCAUUCUAUUUUUAGCGAAUUAUUGUAUGUCGCAACUUUAUUCUCGACAGAUGUUGUCCAAACAAACAGUCAACGGUAAUUUGGAUUACCACAACCACAAUUCCAUCCCGCCUAUCAACUACCUCCCUCACAAUCCGCCACCCCAACCGCAUCUCGUUAUAUCCGCCCCGAAGAACAUCUACCAAGAAAACAACAUCAUGGUGCAAAAUAUGAUGCCGUCGCCGCAAAUUAGAAACCCCGCGAGUAUGUGUCCCUUGUAUUAUUUCAAUAUCGAAGUGAGCGGUACGCAAUUGGGUAGAAUCGUCAUCGAAGUACGCGCCGACGUGGCCCCCAAGAUGGCCAAGAACUUCGGGGUGUUGACUACAGGCGAAGCCGGCAUGGGUUACAAGGGAUGCCACAUAUUUCAAUGCUGGGAAGGGGAGAGCGUCAUCACGGGGGAUUUCGAAUUGAAUAACGGUAGAGGCGGUAGAUCCAUUUUCGAGGAAUCGUAUUUCUUACCGGACGAUACAAAAUUGAUGGCGGUGAGGGGUACGGUCGGUAUGAGACGCACCCAAAAACGACACGAUAAUUUGGGUAUGGUCGGAUCGCAAUUUCGUAUUAUUUUGCAAGAGAUGCGAGGGUUCACGGGAAUUUUCGGACACGUCGUCGAAGGCUUGGAAUUAGUCGAAAAGAUAAGUACGUACGGGGAUACGGCGGGUAAACCGACCAAAAAUAUUUUGAUAUCGAAAUGUGGUAAACUGUAACGUUUCUUGUUUUCUUUGUUUUCGUUUUUUUUUUUUCUUUUUUUCUUUCUUUAUUUUGUUGUUGUUGUUGUUGUUAAGGCGAUUCGAAAAUAUCAUCGAACACGAUAUAACAUAAUAAUAUAUCGGUCAUUGUAAUUUGGAUUCAGUAAAAAUAUUAAUGCGACGAAUAUUAGGUAAGAUUUUUUUGAUUUUUUCUUUUUUUUUUGAUAAAAAAGCAGUUUGCGUUGACUUUCGAUCGAAAAUGAUGCUCGAUCUUAUUGUUAAGCGGAUUCCUGGGUAAAUAUUCUAUUAAAUUGAAAUUAUACGUCCAUUUUAACAGCAGUUUCUGACUUUUUCAACUUUUAAACGUAAAAAUGUCACGGUAAAAAAAAUUUAUACAUUUUCCCGCGCCCUUUUCAACUUUUGAACGUAAAAUUUCGACAAAAACAACAAUAUUUUGACUUUUGCGCGUCAAUUUUAACUUUUAAACGUGAAAAUGUUCAGUUAACAGCAAUUUACGACUAUUCCGGCGCCUUUUCCAUUGUUUACAUGUGAAAAUUUUCUUGUAAACACCCAGUUUCUGACUUUUUCCGCCCUUAUUUUAGCUUUUAUACGUAAAAAUAUAAAUAUAUAGUUAUUAUAACUUUUCCCGCGCCCAUUCUAACAUAGUAACAGAAAUUUCUAAUUUUUCCCGCGUCUAUUUCAACUUUUGAACGUAAAAAUGUUACAGUGACAAGAAUUUAUAACUUUUCCCGCCCUUUUUUUAACUUUUAAACGUAAAAAUGUCACGUUGCCAGCAACUUGAAACUUUUAGCGCGCAUUUAACUUACUAUCGUAAAAAUUUCCAUGGUAAUAGGAACUUCCAUCGUUUAAACGUAAAAAAAUUCCAUAUAAACAGCAGUUUCUGACUUUUCCCGCGUCUAUUUAGUCCAAUAUCGGCUGCUCAGACUACUAACUAAGUCAAUAAUAACUAUUUAAACAAUACUUAGAAUUGUUCUGUCAUUGUUUAGUCAAAAAUAGGCUAUUUUGACUUGGCGAUUUGUUAUAUUUAAGUCAAUAAGAUUCGCCAGUUAAUAUUUUGACUUUGUGAAAAAGUGGCAAGUCAAUAGUAAUCGUUAUAAGACUUUUUAGUUAUAAUUUCGUACUAUUCCGACAAUUAGUUAAUCUACAAUUAACUACUCUGUCUUCAGAAGACUCUUAACUAAGUCGAUAGUAGCUGUUCUGUCGCGUUUUAGUUAGAACUUGAUACUAUUCUGACAUUAUACAAUCGAAAAUUAGCUAAUCUGACUUGAUAAGUAAAUUUCUAAUCAAAAUUUGCUAAUAUUUUGACAUUAUUUGAUUGAAAAUUAGCUAUUCUGACGCAAUGAAAUAUAUCUAAGUCAAUAGUAACUGUUUUCGUAAAAUUUUAGUCAAAAUGUGUUAAAAUUCUGUCGAUAUUUAGUUGAAAAUUAGCUAUUCCGAUUUAAUGUAAAUCAUUAGUGAUUAUACUGAGAAAUUUGAUUCAAAAUUCAAUAAUAACUUGACAUUAUUAUCUAUUCUGACUUUCUGCGACAGUAAUUAAUUAAAUAGUAGCUGUUCCGUGACGUUUUUGUUGAAGUUUGGUUGUAUCUGACAUACAGCUAUUCUAAUAAUAACUUAGUAAACAAAUAAUAGCUAUUCUGACUUUUGUAAUAGCAAUCAAUUGGAUAUUAACUAUUCUGAUAUUUUUUAGUUAAAUUUUAGUAUUACUCCAACAUCAAUUCAUCCGAAAUUUACUAAGCUGAUUUCGUUUAGUAAUAACUAAGUCGAUAUUAGCUAUUUUUACAAUUUUUAUUUAAAGUUUAGUACUAUUUCGACUUCGUUUAAGAAUAACUAAGUCAAUAACAGCUAUUCUGAUACUUUAGCUAAAAGUUUAGUAACUAUUUUGAAUUCUUUUAAGAAUAACUAAGUCAAUAUUAGCUAUUUUGACAUUUUUUAUUUGAAGUUUAGUACUAUUAUGACUUCGUUUAGUAAUAACUAAGUCGAUAUUAGCUAUGUUGACAUUUUUUUUCACAGUUUAGUACUAUUUUGACUUAUUUUAGUAAUAACUAAGUCAAUAUCAGAUAUUCUGAUACUUUUAGCUAAAGUUCAGUUCUAUUUUGACUUAUUUUAAUAUUAACUAAGUCAAUAUUAGCUAUGUUUACACUUUUUAUUUAAAGUUUAGUACUAUUUCGACUUAGUUUAAAAAUAACUAAGUCAAUAACAGCUAUUCUGAUACUUUAGCUAAAAGUUUAGUAACUAUUUUGAAUUCUUUUAAGAAUAACUAAGUCAAUAUUAGCUAUUUUUACAAUUUUUAUUUAAAGUUUAAUACUAUUUCGACUUAGUUUAAGAAUAACUAAGUCAAUAACAGCUAUUUUGAUACUUUUUAUACAUUUUUUUUCACAGUUUAGUACUAUUUUGACUUAUUUUAGUAAUAACUAAGUCAAUAUCAGCUAUUCUGACACUUUUAGCCAAAGUUCAGUUCUAUUUUGACUUAUUUUAAUAUUAACUAAGUCAAUAUUAGCUAUGUUUACACUUUUUAUUCAAAGUUUAGUACUAUUUCGACUUAGUUUAAAAAUAACUAAGUCAAUAACAGCUAUUCUGAUACUUUAGCUAAAAGUUUAGUAACUAUUUUGAAUUCUUUUAAGAAUAACUAAGUCAAUAUUAGCUAUUUUGUCAUUUUUUAUUUGAAGUUUAGUACUAUUAUGACUUCGUUUAAUCAUAACUAAAUCAAUACUAGCUAUUUUGAUACUUUUUAUACAUUUUUUUUCAGUUUAGUACUAUUUUGACUUAUUUUAGUAAUAACUAAGUCAAUAUCAGCUAUUCUGAUACUUUUAGCCAAAGUUCAGUUCUAUUUUGACUUAAUUUAAUAUUAACUAAGUCAAUAUUAGCUAUGUUUACACUUUUUAUUCAAAGUUUAGUACUAUUUCGACUUAGUUUAAAAAUAACUAAGUCAAUAACAGCUAUUCUGAUACUUUAGCUAAAAGUUUAGUAACUAUUUUGAAUUCUUUUAAGAAUAACUAAGUCAAUAUUAGCUAUUUUGACAUUUUUUAUUUGAAGUUUAGUACUAUUUUGACUUCGUUUAAUCAUAACUAAAUCAAUACUAGCUAUUUUGAUACUUUUUAUACAUUUUUUUUUCACAGUUUAGUACUAUUUUGACUUAUUUUAGUAAUAACUAAGUCAAUAUCAGAUAUCCUGAUACUUUUAGCUAAAAUUCAGUUGUAUUUCGACUUAGUUUAAUAAUAACUAAGUCAAUAACAGCUAUUCUGAUACUUUUAGCUGAAGUUUAGUACUAUUUUGACUUAUUUUAAUAAUAACUAAGUCAUUACUAGCUGUUUUGAUACUUUAUGGUGAAUAUUAGCUAUUCUACGACUGUAUUUCGUUAAGAAAAAGCCCGCGCAAACUGCUUAAAGACGUAUACCCACAUCUUUUUGGUUUCGUAGAUAUUACGACAUAUCUUUUUAUUUAAUUGAGAAAAUUUAAACGUCAAAAAUAUAUAAAAAUAUAUACGUGUAUAAUAAAAACAAAAAAAAAAAAAAAAGAAAAAAAUGUAUUUGUGUAUAAAUGAAGCAAUUGACUAGAUGUUUUUUAAUGUGUAGCUUGAGUCAAACUGCAAUUUUAGCUUCCUCUGGUUGUUAAAAACAGAAUAUCAAAAAAAUUAAAAAUAGUAUCGAUUUACUUCCAAUAAACAAAACGAAACCGUAUUUCUUAGUACAAUUCUAUCUAUUCGAGAAAGAAAAAAAAAUGAAAACAAAUAUAUAUAUAUAUAUAUAUCUAUAUAUAACGUGUUAGCUUAAAAAAACCUAUCGAAUUCCGAAAUAUACUAUAUUUUCUUAAAUAUGCAAAAAUAUAUAGAUAAAAAUAGAUAUUUUUAUUGUUGUCGUUUUUAGCUUUAGCUUUUAAGUGUAAUUUGUUAUGUUUGGAAGAGCGUACGAAAUGUUAAAGAUAAAUAUAGUUUAAAACACGAAAAUUUCGCAGGGAAAAUUCAAUAAUAUGAAUAAACCAGUACUUUAUUGGUGACUUGGCAACAUCUCGUAUCUACAAUACAAAUAUCGACAUACUACUUGGAUUAGACGACCGUGAAUCGACGAUCGAAGACAAAGAGGACAAACAAGACCUAUCGGGGCCCGAAACUAACACGAGCGCGGUUUAAACACUCGAAAAAGUCUCACAACUUGAUCAAAAGUAACCUAUGAACUAUCGGGAUGUUCUUUACGUGGUAAUCCACCCGAUUGGGUUCAAAAAACGACUUUUUCGUGCCAGUUGUAGAUUGUUUCGGACCUCUCGGUGUCUUAAAUCGGUCAAAUUUGGAUAAGAGCUUUUGUCGAGUCACUACGCCCUUAAUUAGCAAACUGUGAAUCUAGCACAAACUUUAAUCAAGGCUGAUCCGUUUUUGUUCCAAUUAUAAUAAAAAAAUCGGCAAAGGUAUCAUUUUUAUUUCAAUAUUUACCCUAUCCGUACGUAAAUAGCAACCUAUGUAUAAUUUUUAAGAAAAUAUCCACUGAAUUUUUAUGAAUCUACGAUGGAAUUAAACUAUUUAAACGCAAGUAUCGAAUCGCCGUGCAAUGCUCGACACGAUUCACUUAUAUAUGUCGACUGUCGGGUAUGAAAUAACUCGUGAUCAAAUUUUAACGCAAUUUCUGUUCUUUUCUCGUGUUUAUUUUAUCUUUUCAACGUAAAAAUUCCAUGUCUACGGUAAUUUCCUACCUUUCCCACGCAUAUUUCAUCUUUAAAACGUAAAAAUUCCAUGUCAACAGUAAUUUCUGACUUUCCUCGUAUAUUUUAUCUUUCGAACGUUAAAUUCCAUGCCAAUAGCGGCAUUUUUAUACUUUUUCCUUGCCCUGGUAAUAUUUUUAUUUCAAUAUUUACCGUAUCCAUACUUAAAUUAAAUGCAAGUAUUGAAUCACCGUGCAAUGCCCGAGACGAUUCACUUUAACUCGUUAACUGCCAACUAUGAAAUAACUCGUAAUCAACCUUUCCGAAGAGAUAUAAUUCAAAUAUUUUUUUUUUUUUUUCAGUAUUAGUACAACUAUUAAAUGAAAUUAUAAAAAUAGCCUCGGCAGUCAACGUGUUAAUUUUCUAAUUGUGCUUUUGACAGUUUUAUUUCGAUUUAGAAACGGGAUCAGCACUCGAAAUAUUUUUACAUCAAACAGUUGGAGAUCAUAGAUCUAUAUAUAAAUCUAGAGCUAACUUUUCCAGAACGAAAUUGUUCUAGGUUAUUAGCUCUAAAUCCAACUAGGUAUAAAGGAGCGUAUUCCAUUUUGUUUUUAUAUGGUGGAAAGGUAAAAAAAUUUCCACUAGGCCAUAAAGGAAAGCAAACGUGUUUUUGUUGAGAAAAGUGAAUACGAAGGUGGUUCCAUGAUUACCCAAACUCGAUAAAAAAACUCUGAUAAGUUACAAAUUUACUAAAUUUUUCAACUCAGUCAAUUGCUUUGUAGACUUCUGUCGAAUUCAAUAACCAUUUCGAAACGAUUACUUUUGGUAUCACCCUCGUAUGUUACGUUAGUUAAUCUAAUACGUCUAUUAUAUGAUUUCGUUGAAGUGACAUGUGGCAAUAUGGCGUAACUUUUUUUAUGUUUUUUUUUAAUCGAUACGCGCCUUUACAUAACCUCAAUUUACGUCAAAUUUCUUACUUGAAUGUUUAUUGUAAAUGUUGCACUUAUUUUUAUAUAUGUACAUGUAAUAUACAGUAUGUUACUUUGCAUUAGUAUGUUUUGUAUUUUCUCGAACUUUUCUUUAUUUAUAAUUUAUUAAUUUAUGAUAAUUGUACCUUAUAUUAAGUUAAAAGUGUGAAUGGAGUUGUAUGACAUUUAAAAAAUGGAAAAUGCAAACAAAUAUUGAUAAAACGAUCGAAUUUCGAGAUCGAAUUCAUGGAAACAUGGAGAUAUAUUUUGUUAAUUGAUGUUAGGGAUAUGAAAAAACAAUUCUAAUCGAAAUAUAUGGAAUAACUUUUAAUAAAUCCUAUAUUUACGUUUAUAUAUUUUGUUUAGUAAAUUUUCGAUGUUCAUAGAGGUCAAUAAUCGAGUCUAUUUUCAAUAAACAGCUGAUAAUGUAUAUACAGUGUGUCCCAUUCGACUCGCAAUAUACAGCAUACAUUUCUUUUAAUAAAUUUUCAAAAAAAUGUGUAAAAAUUGAAUUGCAACCGUCAGAUAUUGAAAAUUGUUAGUUGUAUACGAGGUAUUUUGAAAGAUAUUAAUUAUAAAUUAAAUAUUUAAGGUCUAAGGGUUUAAAAAUUAUGUUUAUAGCAUUUCGUAAAAUCUUUAUGUACAGCGGGAUUAAAUUUGAUGAAAAAAAUAUUCAAUCACUUUUUUUAUUAAAAUUAUUGCAUCUUUUCGGACGUAUUGAGACGAUUUUAUAAAAAAAAUUUUAUAUCAAAAUACUACAAUCAAUUUUUUUUGUGAGUGGCUACAAAAUAACUGAAAACUACUUCGAAAACGACUUUUUUUGAAAAUAUCCCAAAAAUAUAUGAAAAAAAUUAGUUUUAACAUCAAACUAGACUUUUUAUACAAUUUUUUUUUGGAUUAUUAAUAGGCGAUUUUAAUAAGGGGUGUUUUCGGAAACUAUGGUCGGGUUAACAGAAUCAUGUUCUGAAUGUUCGGAAAGCAAUCAGGAUCCCGUUCACUUUCAUUAGGAAACUGCAAAUAAAUGUUAUUGAUUUUGGGUCUCUCUCUCUAUACCACGAGAUAUGAAUAAAAGAAAAAAAGGUUCUUUGCCAUAUUUGAUAACUUUGGGGCCCUGUAUCUUGGAAACUGGUCGUAUUUUAUUUUAAAUUUGACAUUUUUCGAAUGAAGCAACACUUUUUCAAUCGAUAGAGACUCUAUUUGAUGAUCCAAGUUCAAUUUACCAAGAGAUAUCAGCAAAAAUAAAUUAUUUGUAGGUUUCUAGUACUUUGGGGCCCUGUAUAUCGAGAACUCGCCAAAGUUCAUUGCGAAUUUGACGUUUUUUUAUUAGAACAACGUUUUCUCAAUAAAUUGAGAGGUUAUUUGAUCUUCUAAGGUCAAUAUAUCAAAAAAUAUUGGCUACGAAACAUACUUUGUGACUUUCAUUAACUUUGAGUACCUGUAUCUUAGAAACCGGUCGUAUUUUAUUUUAAAUUUGACAUUUUUCGAAUGAAGCAACACUUUUUCAAUCGAUAGAGACUCUAUUUGAUGAUCCAAGUUCAAUUUACCAAGAGAUAUCAGCAAAAAUAAAUUAUUUGUAGGUUUCUAGUACUUUGGGGCCCUGUAUAUCGAGAACUCGCCAAAGUUCAUUGCGAAUUUGACGUUUUUUUAUUAGAACAACGUUUUCUCAAUAAAUUGAGAGGUUAUUUGAUCUUCUAAGGUCAAUAUAUCAAAAAAUAUUGGCUACGAAACAUACUUUGUGACUUUCAUUAACUUUGAGUACCUGUAUCUUAGAAACCGGUCGUAUUUUAUUUUAAAUUUGACAUUUUUCGAAUGAAGCAACACUUUUUCAAUCGAUAGAGACUCUAUUUGAUGAUCCAAGUUCAAUUUACCAAGAGAUAUCAGCAAAAAUAAAUUAUUUGUAGGUUUCUAGUACUUUGGGGCCCUGUAUAUCGAGAACUCGCCAAAGUUCAUUGCGAAUUUGACGUUUUUUUAUUAGAACAACGUUUUCUCAAUAAAUUGAGAGGUUAUUUGAUCUUCUAAGGUCAUUAUAUCAAAAAAUAUUGGCUACGAAACAUACUUUGUGACUUUCAUUAACUUUGAGUACCUGUAUCUUAGAAACUGGUCGUAUUUUAUUAUAAAUUUGACAAUUUUCAAGUAGAGCGAUUAUUUCUCAAUCAAUAGAGACUUUAUUUGAUGUGAAGAUAUGAGAAAACAGAGGCUAAUAUGACAUUUUCAAUAACUUUGAGGCCCCGUAUCUCGUAAGCUAGCGAAAUUUUAUUCAAAAAUUAUCACUUCUCGGAUAAAUCUACUCUUUCUCAAUAAAUAGAGAUUUUAUGUGAUGUUCUAAUUUAACUAUACAAGGACAUAUGAACAAAAACAAAUUGAAUGUAGUUUUCAUUAACUUUGGGGCCCUGUAUCUUGGAAACUGGUCAUAUUUUAUUAUAAAAUUGAUAUUUUUCGAAUAGAGCGAUUCUUUCUCAAUCAAUAGAGACUUUAUUUGAUGUUCUAAGUUAGGUAUACUAGGAGAUAUAAGCAAACACAGUCUAAUUGAACAUUUUUAAUCAGUUUGAGGCCGUGUAUCUUAGAAACUCAUCAUAUUUCUGUAAAAAAUUGACGCGUUUUCAGUAGAGGAACUCUUUCUUAGUCGAUAGAGACAUUAUUUGAAGUUCUAUGUGUAAACUAUAUUAUGAGAUAUAAUGAAAAAGACAUAUAUUGUAGUUUUUCAUAACUUUGAAGCCCUGUACCUUGAAAACCAGUAAGAUUUCAUUGUAAAAUUAACACUUCACGUGUAAAGCAACUCUUUCUCUAUCUAAAGAAAAUUUAUUUGAUGAUUUAAGUUGAGUAUAUCAGGAGAUAUAAUUAAAAACAAAUAUUUCCUAGUUUUCAAUAACUUUGAGACCCUGUAUUUUGGAAACUGACGUUAUUUCAUAAGAAAUUUGACUCUUGCUAAUUAAAAGAACUAUUUCUUAGCGUUAGAGACAUUAUUUGGGGUUCUAAGUGAACUGUUGUACAAAAUAUGAGCAAAAACAAAUAUUUUUCAACUUUAAAGCCCCUUAUCUUAGAAAUUGGCGAUAUUUCAUUGUAAAAUCGACACUUUUCAUGUAGAUCAACUCUUUCUUAAUAAAUAUCAAUUUCAAUUGAUGUUCUAAGUUUAGUAUACCAUGAGAUAUAAUUAAAAACAAAUAUUUUGUAGUUUUCAUCAACUUUGAAACCCCGUAUCUCGAAAACUGGUCAUAUUUCUGUAGAAAAUUGACAAUGGAUAAUAUUUUUGGUCCAAUUGGAUGCUAGUAACCUUUCUACUAAAAAUUCUAAUAAGCAGAUUGCGAUUUCUGUUAUUUUUUUGAUAUUAGUUUUAAAAAUAAUAUUGAAAUAUGUUAAGAUGAAGCAAUCAGCCGAUAAGGACAUCGACCCGAUCGAGGAUCCGAACAAACCCGUCGUAUAUCUUUAUGUUUCCAUAGUUUUCUCGCGCACUGUAUACACAAAUAUUAUAAAUGUUUUAAACGAAGUUAUGUAGACAAUGAGCAACCAAAGUUUUUAUUAUUUUUCUUUACGAAGAAUGUUUUUUCUUAUUUAAAUAACUAGAAUAGUUGUAAGUGCGGUAAAACGGUUAAUUAAUAAUUGUUAAUUUACAUUUAAUUUUAUAUUGUAAGUUCAAAAUGUCAGUCGGGUAUAUUUCAAAUUUCGUAUUAUGAAAAUUUAAUCAACAUUUAAAAAGAAAAAUUAAGAAAAUCAUAUAGCAUUUAUAAAUGUUAUCGUAGCGGAAAUAAAAUUUUAUUUUCAA